UCUGUACUCUCAUAGAAUAAAAAGUUUUUAUUGCUAGUUUCUUUUUAAAAAGCUAGCAAUUCUUUCCCUUACUUCCAUAGUCACCGACCAACAUGUUUUCAUCAGGGUUGAGAAGAAUGCUAGCAAGGUGAGCAGCAGUGAGGGAUCUACAGUUACAGAUCUACCUGAAUUAACUGAUAGGGUUGAGAAGAAUGCUGGCAAGGCGAGCGACAUUCAGGGUCCUGCAGUUAAGGCUCCACCGGUAAAGGAGGAUGCAAGUGAGGUGCGCAGCAGGGAGUUUAAAUCAGUAACACUUGGUCAGUCACUUCCUACAUUUAAUAACCCAACUCAAAGGUCCAGGAAACGUGAUUAUUACGCUGCAGACAGUACGACUCGCUCUGAAAUUUUUGAGGAGAUGCUCAAAGAUGUAUCAGAGCCUUGGGCACAAAAAUGUCGUGAUAUGCGGAAGUACUUGGAAGAACAUACAUACACUUGUAUGGUGGAGGCUAUGAUUGCCGCUGAACAUGGCUUUAGCAACCCGGCCCAGCAUAAACUAGAUGCUCAAGCAUUCUUGGCAUCAGAAGGGGCAUUUGAAGCUCCUGAAGUCCCUCAAUCCUUUGCCUCUACAAGAGAGAAUAUAGCGCAGGCUGAAGUGUCUACGGAAGAAAUCCUUGAGAAUGGUGAAAAGUGGAUGGGCGAGGAAGUCAUGUUGGCUUUUAAGAAGUACAAGGAAGGAAAGAGCCAAUUCAAAGACGUGGUGCAUUAUGGCCUAGAUGAGCUUCAACAUCAGUGCUUCAGCAUGGAGAGCUGUGAUCACACCUUCCAUCACUUCAACUUCACCAUUAAGAUGGAGAAAUCAGGUGGCGAUUCGUCAUCGACGCCCUUCUUUGCUGAGGUGAAAGAGAUCCAUGGAAGAAAAUAUUAUUCCUGCUACGAACUAAGUUCGCAUGAUGAUGGUCACUGCCACGCGUGCAAAAAUCAAGGAAUGCAUGCACUGAAGCACCCUAUUUGUCUAAUGGGGUAUGACAGUGGUCAUGCUGAUAUGGAGUCCCCGUUCCUUUAUCUUAGUGAUGAUGAAUAAUCUGAUCUCGAGUGGUGACGGUGUUUGCAUCGACAACAGUGUGAAGUAUGUGGUUUGUUUAUGGUUACAUCUUCUGAUCUGCAUGUAGUCCA
This is a messenger RNA of Triticum aestivum (bread wheat), 1152 nucleotides long. RefSeq lists its product as uncharacterized. The transcript has 8 exons. The record is from RefSeq and is a predicted model, not a curated record. Lineage: Eukaryota; Viridiplantae; Streptophyta; Magnoliopsida; Poales; Poaceae. Bases 395 to 1060 code for a protein of 221 amino acids.